AUGAUUGGGGUUUUGGGGAGUAGUCGAGCGGCAGCGAAGAAGGGGAAAGCGGGGAACGGUGAAACAACUUCGUAUAGGGGUAACUAUCGGUUUACGGAGGAUUCCGAUGACGAUGAUGAGGUUUUGUUAUCCGUUCUGUUAAAACGGCAGCAGGAUUCCGAUGACGAUGAUGAGGUUUAUGAUCUCGACAGCGAAUCUGAACCAGAAUUGGAGGAAGUGCCUUCGUGUCCUGAUCCGGAAUUCCACGACUUUGAGAAAGAUAGGUCGGAGAAUUGUUUGGGUGUUGAUCAAAUAUGGGCAAUGUACGAUGACUUCGAUAAGAUGCCUAGAUGGUAUGGCCGGGUUAGGAAAGUGCUCUCACUUGGGAGUAAGCUUCUCAUGACAUGGCUGGAGGCUUGCCCAGGUACCAAAGACGGACUAGAUAGGCGCGAUGAAGCGAUGCCUGUUUCGUGUGGUGUUUUCAAGACGGAGGGAGUGGACAUUGUGGAUCGUGUGUCAUUGUCACACCGAAUGGACUGCUCGAGGGGGAAAGACAAGGAUACAUAUUUCAUCUUCCCUAAGAAGGGGGAGACUUGGGCAUUGUUCAAGGAUUGGGAUAUUAAAUGGGGUUGUGAACCAGAAAAGCAUAAGCCACAGCGUACUUAUGAUUUGGUGGAAGUUAUGUCUGAUUUUGCGGAGGAAGUUGGUGUUGAAGUUUGUUAUUUGUGCAAAGUAGAAGGAUUUGUUAGCAUCUAUGAGAAAGCUUCCCAUGAAACCUGCGUGUCCUUCUUCAUACUGCCGAACGAAGUACUGUUCAGUUUUUCACAUCGGGUUCCAUCUUGCAGAAUGACUGGUAGGGAAAAAGAGGGUGUCCCUGCUGGGUCUUUUGAACUCGAUACAGCUGCACUGCCUAGCGGUUUUUGUAAUGUUGAGCAAGUCGUCAGCAUUCGGCCACAGGGAGGGAGUGGUUCAUUCAUGGCCGAGGAGAAGAUUAGUUCUCAGGGGAACUGUGGAACUAUUGAAUUCAGAGAUGCCUUGAAGACAUGUCCAAUUGGGUUGAGCCAAAGAGGUAGGGAGUUAAGUGCAAGCAAGUUUGUCGACCUUGAGAGCGGUGCUAUGCUAAUGUCUGCGAGUACGUGGGAGAACCGAGCCCAAACAAGCGAUUCGUUACAUGAGAGAGUUGAACGUUCAACUAGUCAGACAGGGACCACAAUGUCCUUAAAGCGCAAAGUUAUCAACGGCGAUAGACUUGCUUCUAAGAAACCAAGAUCCAAGGAUGAAGUUAUGAGCCAGAGCUGCAUGAUUGAUGGGGAUGAAGACCAAGUGACUGCAGAUUAUGGUUAUGUAAAUAAGGAGUUGGAUCUUAAACGGGCAGAGUUAGCUACAUUGGAGGAAAGAGUUAAGGCUUGUAAGAUGGAGCUAGAGAGAACCCAAGCGUCCCUUGAGCACAAACAAGGAGAGCUUCUCGAAAAAAAUAGCUGUCUGCACUCCAUUGAAGAGUUGAUUAAAGAAACCAACUUAAAACUUGAGUUGAGAGAGAAUCAGUACAAGGCAAUAAGAAGGUCUAUUGGCCAGUCUUCGGCGGAGCUCCAAUCGAAAGAGAGCCAACUCAAAUCCCUAGAGCAAUCAAUCAAAGAAUCCAUGGAAAAAGAGAAGGCACUGCGUUAUGUCAAGGAUGAAGUACGCGAAAGUUGUGAAGUUGUUCAGUGGAAAGAGAAGGAACUGAACGAAUUAAAAAAGUGUAUUGAAGCUUCAAACAAAGUUCUUGAUGAGAAGUCAAAGCUACUUGGGGAGAUCAAAGCAAAGCUUGCAAAUAACACUGGAAAGCUCAAAUCAAUGGAAGAACAUCGAAACCGAUUGAAGAAAUCAAUCAUGGACCUUCGGCAAAAACGAGAUCAUUAUCAUUCAGUACAAAAGCCCUCCCAGGGGCAUUCUGCAGUAGAGUCUAAAACGCAUGAAAUUUUGCAUGAAGGAUAUGCUACCAACCUCCAGUUGUUCCUGGAUAAGCAUUUGAGGAAGCACGACGCUUUCCAAGCUGAAGUUUCCAUUGCAUUGCAGAGAGCACCAGAUCCUGCAAUGCUGGUCUUAGAAGUAAUGCAUGAGUUCUAUCCUCGUUCAGAAAACCAGGAUAUGGACUAUGAUUUAUCUGUCACUAGGAGAACCUGCAUCACUCUGCUGGAACAUUUAUUGGGAAUCAAACCACAUAUUAAAUCUGAUGUAAGAGGACAGGCAAUGAAGCUUGCGCGGGACUGGAAGGCAAGAAUUACCAUGAUGAAACCAGCAACUUCUUUGCAGGUUCUGGGCUUUCUGCAACUCGUAUCGGCGUUCAGGCUGGCCUCUGAUUUUAGUGCAGAUGAAGUAAGACAGCUCGUUAGUAGUGGCCUUCCUAAGCAAGGGAAUGGGGCUGAAACAUGGCAAUCUCUUGGGUUCAUGGAUAACUGAAAUGAUUUUGGUUUUCUUUUAACUAUUUAUGUACUAUUUUUCUUUUGGAAAAGGCGAACCAGGCAAGUUAUCAGAGUGACAUAACUGGGCUGAAAAGAUUCUUUCAGAGUUCCCUAAUCUACACAGAACAAAGGUUAGUUCAUUCGUCGUCCACUGUGGCUGCAAAAUUUUGGAAAUGUAGUUACUUCGCUUUGCUCCAGUGUCAUGAAAAAUGAUUGCCAAGGGGGAAACAUGGCUAUGGUUGGAUUCGAUGGUAUGAACUUUUCUCCAUGAGCUUUUAGGUCAAUAGGGUUGCGUUAUAGAAGUUUAGGGGACAUUUUCGUGAACAUGAUUCUUGAUCAGUAUAAUAGGGCAAUUAGUUCUAGACUUCAAGCUAGUUCGAAUUCUAGCCGAGCAAAAUCCCAAGAAAAGGGGUUCGAAUUGAGGCAUAAACCCUCCUCACUAGCUUUUCUCUUUAUAUCACCAUAAAACGUACUCCACUAGCUUUCCUCUUAUAACCAAUGGGGUAAACUCGUGGGGGGUCUGAAACUCUCAUAUUACGAGUAAUGCUCGAGGAUGGUGCAACUCUAUUUUCCGGAUCAAAAUGUUUGGUUAAUUGCACCUGCAUUGCUCAGGC
Linum tenue is the source of this 3037-nucleotide messenger RNA. Lineage: Eukaryota; Viridiplantae; Streptophyta; Magnoliopsida; Malpighiales; Linaceae. The record is from the annotation of a GenBank genome assembly.